Molecule: messenger RNA, 3540 nt
Organism: Penicillium olsonii
Lineage: Eukaryota; Fungi; Ascomycota; Eurotiomycetes; Eurotiales; Aspergillaceae
Source: the annotation of a GenBank genome assembly
AUGUACCUCUCUCUUCUUGAUCGCCGACGCGACGCCGUCACCACUUGUGUACAGCUAUUGAAACAUAGCAGGGACAUGGCGCUGGAUCCGCGCUUCUUUCACCACCUUGGCCACCCAGGCCCCGGCUCCAUCUCGUCAGCCGCUUCAUCCGACCUAUCAGCCGCCACGGGCAUCACCUCCCCCAGUAUAAUCUCCACCUCCGCCUCCGCCGCCACCCUCCGAUCCACAGCUUCGAGUCCCUCUUUCCGCGCGCGCGAAGGUUUCGCGAGAGAUGGAAUGGCCAGUCCCUCGCCAGGCGGGAAUGUGCGCGUCGUCGUGCGCGUGCGCAAGUUCUUGCCUCGAGAAAUCGAGCGCAAGGCCCAAUGUUUGAUCUCAAUGGACCCCCAUACCCAAAUGACUUCCCUGCAAGCGCCAAAGCCCAAACCCGGGGAUGUGGGAAAGCCCAAGUCGCAGGCGCGUGGGAAGGUCUUGGAGGACAAGUCUUUCACUUUUGAUAAUUCGUUUUGGUCUCACGAUGAGGAGGACGAACAUUACGCACACCAGGAGGAUGUUUAUAACUCCCUCGGCGAGGAAUUUCUGGAUCACAACUUUGAAGGGUAUCACACGUGCAUCUUUGCGUAUGGACAGACGGGAUCGGGAAAGAGUUACACUAUGAUGGGAACGCCAGAGAGACCCGGGUUGAUUCCUCGGACUUGUGAGGACCUGUUCCAGCGCAUCGAAAGCUCGCCUUCUCCCGAUAUCAGCUACAACGUCCGAGUGUCUUACUUCGAGGUAUACAACGAGCAUGUACGAGACUUGUUGGUUCCACGCACGGACUCCCCGCAUUACCUCCGCAUUCGGGAGUCCCCGUCCGAAGGUCCAUAUGUCAAGGACCUCACGGAGGUUACGGCUAGGAACUUUGCUGAGCUGAUGAAAUUCAUGCGGAAGGGUGACGUCUCGCGUACCACCGCUAGCACCAAGAUGAACGACACCUCCUCCCGAUCCCACGCCGUCUUUACGAUCACCCUAAAACAAAUACACCACGAUCUUUCAACAGACGAGACUACUGAACGCACUGCUCGCAUUCGUUUGGUUGAUUUGGCAGGUUCUGAACGUGCCAAAUCCACAGAGGCGACUGGAGCCAGACUGCGUGAAGGCGCAAACAUCAACAAAUCCCUAACAACGCUUGGUCGUGUAAUUGCGGCACUUGCAGAUCCUAAAAAGGUCCGCGGGCGAAAGGGCAAGGAGCUAGUGCCGUAUCGUGACUCGAUUCUCACAUGGCUUCUGAAGGAUAGUCUAGGAGGUAACUCCAAAACCGCGAUGAUUGCAUGCAUUGCGCCUGCAGACUACGAAGAGACGCUUUCCACCCUUCGAUAUGCAGAUCAGGCCAAGAACAUUCGAACACGCGCACGGGUCAAUCAAGACCAAAUGUCGGCGGCCGAGCGCGAUCAACAGAUUGCGGAGAUGACCGAGACCAUUCGCACCCUGCAACUGAGCGUUAGUCAAGCAGCCCUCAGCCAGAGAGCAAACGAAGCUUCGGAUGAGCGACUCGAACAAUAUCAGCAGAAGGUGGAGAAAAUGCAACGUCUCAUGGAAGAGAAUAAUAUGGUCAGCGAGUGCAAGAUUCGACAAUUACAAACAGAAAAUGAAGCUUUGCGAAUGCAUCUCAAGUUGGCUGUUGAGAGUCUCAAGAAUCCCAUCCCGGCUGUCACUCUUGAGCCCCGGAAGCCGAGUCUGACAUCAAUGCCCGACGAAGACCAACCGUCUAGUCACGACGAAGGCCCCGAGGGCUCCCCCGAUGGUUCCCCCCACGUAUCAGAGGACGAGUCAAAUUUGGAAUUUUGGGAAGACGAUGAAACAGUCACCGACGAGAAUACCGAGCAUGAAGCUCACCGGAUGCAAAAUCAUAUGCAUGACCUUCUUGGUGAUUUGAGCGUCUUCAAACGGAAGCUGGCAACAGAUCACGAGCGAUUCCGACCCAUUGAGGAGCCAGAGACUCGCAAGAUGACGGAAUCCGACCCUGCGCCCGUCGCGCAACCUCCGGCUCAGGCUCAGGCUUCCGAAACGACUCUCCCAAUCCGAGACUCCAAACCCAAGCCCAAGCCCACAGAAAAAGAUGCGCCCGCACCCGAUGCCACAGAAAAAACACUCACGCCCGGUGAAUUGAAGAAGAAGGCCAAGGCUGAGAAGGCUGCUCGACGCGCCCGCGAAAAAUUGGAGAAGGAAGGUGGCGCCCCGGGUGGUGCCGCCCCUGGUCCUGGAGCAUCCCAGGCUCGGCCGCCAAUUACACCGAAGAAGGACACUGCUGCCGCUGCGCAGAAGGGACAGAAGACACCGACUGCGCGUCGUGGCUCAGUGGCCCUCGCGCAAUCUGGGUCUGCACUUGUGGAGCAGAAGAAGAAGAAGGACGAUAAGAAGGUUGCUGUUUUCGGUCAUUUGUACGGCCAACAACGCCGCACCACCAUUGCCGGUGGUGGAAAGGAAGUACACCCCGCUGUACUAGCCCUGGGGUUGCAGCUCAGGGACUACGUGGUCUGCGGAAGCAGUGCGCGCUGUGUGUCGACCAUGAUUGCGUUCAAGCGAGUCAUUGAAUCUUACACUACCCCUAUGGGAACAUCCCUUCCUCGUCACUUGACAAACCACCUCUCGCAUCAAAUCACCUACCUCUCGACCUGCCGCCCACUUUCCAUCAGUCAGGGUAAUGCCAUUCGGGCCCUGAAACUCGCCAUCGCCUCCACCGACCCCUCCACUCCCGAGUCCUCAGCAAAGACCAGUCUCUGCGAGUUCAUCGACAGCUUCAUUCGUGAAAAGAUCACCGUCGCCGACCAAGUCAUCGCUGAAAGCGCCGCACAGAAGAUCCAAGAUGGCGAUGUAAUUGUCACCUUCGCUGGAAGCAGCAUUGUCAAGGAAACCCUCAUCUCAGCACACAACCAAGGAAAGCGUUUCCGAGUCUCCAUCAUCGACUCCCGCCCUCUCUUCGAAGGCAAGAGUCUCGCCCGAGCCCUCGUCAAUGCAGGCCUCGAAAUUCAAUAUUCUCUUGUCCACGCCACUACUCACGCCAUCAAAGAUGCCACCAAGGUCUUCCUGGGCGCCCACGCAAUGACCUCAAACGGAGGUCUGUACUCUCGCGUCGGCACAGCCCUCGUGGCCAUGUCCGCCAAGGAACGCGCCAGCGGUGUGGAAAUCCCCGUCAUCGUCUGUUGCGAGACGGUCAAGUUCACGGACCGCGUCGCGCUGGACAGUAUCGUUGUCAAUGAAAUCGCCGACGCCGAUGAACUGGUCGUUAACCCCAGCCCUGAUCAGAUCACUGGAAUCCCCGAGACCGACGAUGCACCAGCCGUUGAUAAGAAGGGCAAGCCUACCGGCCAUGAGCCCCCUGCUAUGUCCAAUGGAAUUUCAAAAUCCCCACUGACAAACUGGAAGACUACUCCUAACUUGCAGCUGCUGAACAUCAUGUAUGAUGUCACGCCUGCGGAUUAUGUGGACAUGGUCAUCACUGAGAUGGGUAGUCUGCCCCCAAGUGCUGUACCUAUUGUGCACCGUAUGGUUACGAAUCUCUGA